This is a messenger RNA of Astyanax mexicanus (Mexican tetra), 859 nucleotides long. RefSeq lists its product as uncharacterized. The record is from RefSeq and is a predicted model, not a curated record. The transcript is spliced from 4 exons. The coding region runs from base 80 to 859 and encodes 259 amino acids. Gene Ontology annotation, biological process: regulation of apoptotic process. NCBI's taxonomy places the organism in Eukaryota, Metazoa, Chordata, Actinopteri, Characiformes, Acestrorhamphidae.
GGCACUGUAUAAUUUUUUGUGGUGGCAGUACAUACAUAUGCUGGUAAUAGUUUUAUAACAGUUUCUUCAAACAGGAAUCAUGCAGAAGUCUGAGGCAGAGAUCUUUCUAGAGGCACACAGAGCUACAAUAAUUAAAAAGGCAAGGAAUGUCAGUGGCUUAGUGGAUUUUCUGCAGCAACAGAGCUUUCUAACAAACGAAAUGGCUAGCAACAUCUGUGUUGAAACAACGGAUCCGAAGAAAAUGCGUGAACUAUAUAAACAUCUGAACUGCACCAGUGGAUAUGAGUUAACACUAAAAUUGCUUGAGAAGAAUGAGUCUGAUUUAAUUAAACAAUUAAAGCAAGAAAAGGGCCAAACACACAGUGGAGUACGAAAGAGGUUGAGAAGUUCUGAUGGUGCAAAAGAUGUGGAUGAAUUGGACAGUGACCUUAAAAUCUGUUGUCCCAAGACUCUUACAUUGGCCAAACUAGAAAGAUGGGUCUCUCAUCCUGAAAACAGCCCCAAGCUUAUCAGUAAAUUGAAAGAAAAACUUGGAGGUUUGGAGGCUCUGGAAAAACAACUUAAGGAUAAAAAGCUGAAAAAAGCUUUACUCUUCAAUGCUGAUGAUGUCAAGAACAUUGAAAAAAACAGAGAACUUCUUCAAUUCUUUGAGAAAAUUAGAAAUUUGCUUCAAUAUCAGAUGUGGGUGUGUGGUAUUAAACAGGCAGUGGUUAUAAUGAAUCAGGGAGAAAAGAAGGUUAUGUAUGAAUCUUUUGAUUCAAUUCUGCAGCGCUGUGAGAGGCUAGUUUUUGAAGCCCUAGCCCCUGCUCUAGCAGUGUUCAAAAACCUCCAGAGACAAGAGAAGUUCUUCUCUCUUUAA